GGGUGUGCGGGGCUGCAGCCCGGCCGAGGCCCGCGUCGUUCCCCGGGUCGGUGUGGGUGCUCUGCCCUUCCCUCUACCUCCCAGCCAGGACAGAGCAUUGAGAACCCCCCUAAAAGCCGAGGAACUGCCUGCGCUGUCGGUGCUAUUUGUUGUCUCAGACCUUACGGCCGUCCCUUCCUUCUGCGGCCUUGGCCUCCGCUCCUUGGGCUGCUGCCGGCAGGAGCUGGGUGACGGCGUGAUCGAGGUGUCGCCGCAGCCGGCGGCAGGUGUCGAAGCAGCCAGGCGAGGGGGGAGGCCCUGAAGCGGCCACCCCGCGUGCUGCUAAGCGAGGCCCCGCAGAGCUGGUUGUUGCGGUGGGACCCGGGGACGGCAUGUGGCCUUUGUCACCGUAGGAACCGACAGCAUCACAGUCGUCCUCGGAAUGCUGCCGGGAAGCGAGGAGCAGAUCCCCAAAGACCCGCUACAGAGACGGAUCCAAGGACUUGCCGCGCUGAGCAAGCAGCUGCAGCGAGUCCACCCCAACGUGCUGGCCAAAGUGCUCCGGCAGGGAGUUGUGUACCAAAAUGAUGAGGUUGUGGUGAUCAAUAAACCCUACGGCCUUCCCGUGCACGGUGGCCCCGGGGUCAAGAACUGCAUCACUGAUGUGCUGCCCAUUUUGGCCAAGAUGCUGGAGAACAUGAAAGCUGAGCCCUUGCACCUGUGUCACCGGCUGGACAAAGAGACCACAGGCGUGAUGGUCCUGGCACGGAGCAAAGAGGCAGCGGAAAAGAUCCGUCUCCUCUUCAAAACUCGACAGGUGGAGAAGAUUUACUGGGCAAUCAGUUUGGGGGACCCAGACCCCGCCGAGGGGGUUGUGGAGAUCCCCAUCAUGGAGAAGGAGGUGCAGAGCCACCAGUCGCACUACAAGAUGACGCUGUCCCCGAACUACCGCCUGGCUCCCGAGGAUGGGAAGGUGAUGAAAAUCCGCAAGAACCGCAAUGCCGAAAGCGCUGUGACGCGGUACCGCGUCCUGGCUAGCUCUUCCGCCUGCUCUCUCCUGGAGCUCCAGCCCAUCACGGGAGUGAAGCACCAGAUCCGGGUUCACCUGGCCUAUGGCUUGGGGUGCCCCAUCCUGGGGGAUCACAAAUACUCGCACUGGAGCAAGCUGGCGCCCCAGAAGCUUCCUGAAAUCACCUUGAAGAGGCUGAAACUGGAGCAGACCAAGGCACGCCACCUCCCCCUCCACCUCCACGCCCGCCAGCUCUCCCUGCCCUUGGGCACCGGCGAGGACAAGUGUAUAGACCUCGUGUGCAAACCGCCCUCCUUCUUCAAAAACACGAUGCUGAAGCUGAAGCUGGAGGUUCCUGAGGACUGAGAAGAGGCACGACAAGCCUGGUACCGUGCCUCCCUGCGUCUCCAGCUUGUGGUAGCUCUGGCUCCCGCCGUUUGGCAGUGGAGUCCGCCUUGGAGCCGGCAGCGUGAUGAGAACUACAGUCUCUGCUGCUUGAGAGAGACCUUGUCCACUGGGUAACAGUUUUGCUGGCUUCAAACCAGAUAGUGGCAUGUGUUUCCUGCCCAAUUCAGUGCAGGAAUGUGACUUGUUUAGACAAACGAGGCUGGACAGAAAGCGGUCUCGCUGUCCGUGCUUUGGACUCGUCGCUGAGCAAUAAAGGAUCCUGUUCCUGUC
This is a messenger RNA of Rhea pennata, 1666 nucleotides long. RefSeq names its product RNA pseudouridine synthase D4 (gene RPUSD4). The transcript has 7 exons. The coding region runs from base 422 to 1354 and encodes 310 amino acids. Gene Ontology annotation, biological process: enzyme-directed rRNA pseudouridine synthesis. Lineage: Eukaryota; Metazoa; Chordata; Aves; Rheiformes; Rheidae. Gene Ontology annotation, molecular function: RNA binding; pseudouridine synthase activity. The record is from RefSeq and is a predicted model, not a curated record.